This is a messenger RNA of Apis dorsata (giant honeybee), 825 nucleotides long. Its product is annotated as nucleolysin TIAR-like. Lineage: Eukaryota; Metazoa; Arthropoda; Insecta; Hymenoptera; Apidae. The transcript is spliced from 7 exons. Gene Ontology annotation, biological process: nuclear-transcribed mRNA catabolic process, nonsense-mediated decay; cytoplasmic stress granule assembly; regulation of mRNA stability. The record is from RefSeq and is a predicted model, not a curated record. Gene Ontology annotation, cellular component: cytoplasmic stress granule. Bases 196 to 810 code for a protein of 204 amino acids. Gene Ontology annotation, molecular function: mRNA binding.
CAAUCACCAGCCAGCUUCGGUCCAGCUUACCAGUCAGCGGGGCGGCCUAUCGCUGAGGGUAGCGAGGGUGGCGUCACCUCCGUCCGAGCCGCCCCCUACGCCCACCCCCAGCACCAGGGGCUGGGGCAGGAGUGCAGGUGUAGGGAGGAGACGGGGGCAUUGGGUGGAGGUGGUGCGCACAUCCUCGGCAGCCCGAUGCUGUUCGUCCCGUUCACGGUGCCCACCUUCCCCGCCACGCAUCAUCAGACGACCCAUCCUGCGCAUCAGACGCAUCAUCAACAGCUGCAGGCCACUACCCAGAACCCGGUGCAGCAGCCUCAACAACUCACGCAGCUCAAUCAGCUGAGCCACCUGAAUCACCAAGGCAUUGUACCGGCCACGACCAACCAACCGACCAUACACAGCACCAGCUGUUCGCCGCAGCAACAAGCAACCACACCGAACAAGGAGAUGAAAGUUAAUUGGGCCACGUCUCCGGGAAACCAACCAAAGCAAGACACCAGCAAACACUACCACAUAUUCGUAGGAGAUCUGAGCCCGGAGAUCGAAACGCAGACCUUGAGGGAAGCCUUCGCUCCUUUCGGCGAAAUCUCAGAUUGCAGAGUCGUGAGAGAUCCACAAACGCUCAAAUCCAAAGGAUAUGGAUUCGUUUCCUUUGUUAAAAAAGCGGAAGCGGAAAGUGCCAUCGGUGCCAUGAAUGGACAAUGGCUUGGUAGCAGGAGUAUUCGAACGAAUUGGGCGACUCGCAAACCCCCUGCGCCAAAAUCCGAGGGUGAGUAUAUAUAUAUAUACAUAUACAUAUACAUAUAAACACGUACAUACGUG